Colletotrichum higginsianum IMI 349063 is the source of this 4008-nucleotide messenger RNA. Its product is annotated as Histidine kinase. Gene Ontology annotation, biological process: phosphorelay signal transduction system; protein autophosphorylation. Gene Ontology annotation, molecular function: phosphorelay sensor kinase activity; histidine phosphotransfer kinase activity. Bases 1 to 4008 code for a protein of 1335 amino acids. The transcript has 3 exons. NCBI's taxonomy places the organism in Eukaryota, Fungi, Ascomycota, Sordariomycetes, Glomerellales, Glomerellaceae. The record is from RefSeq and is a predicted model, not a curated record.
AUGGGGUUUUGGCUCCCGGAAUCUGUGUUUUCGGGGUUUCGAUUUGGGUACUGGGUUCCGAUCCGUCGCGGUCUGGCCAGCUGCUCGAAUGCUCCCCCCAUCGCGAAUCCACACCUUGCAGAUUCCUCGCCAAAGCACUUUCUUCACAAUACAGUUUUCUCUAUUGAUAAAAGGUCAGUGCUAUCCGAUGGCAUUGGAAGGACACACUCAAGGGUCCAUUUUUCGCGCCCGCAUAUGGGAUUCAUCGCCACUGCCCAGCUAGGACCUCACCGUUCAUCGUUGCAAGUUCCAUACGAACUCACUCAACCGGCCAUGGCUGCCACCGAAAAAAAGACACCCAACCAUGUUCCUGAUCGAUCGAAAGCAGAGCUUGUUCGCCAGAGGGAGGUUUUUAAAUAUGCCUCGUCCUUUCUUCCCAGCGUUGCUGUACAGGAUGGCAAUGGUCAAGAUUCACUCAGGCCACGAAUUGCAUCCAGCAACACGACUUUGACAGCCUUUUCUCAACUCUGUGCCUACCAGACGGGUACAGCUCGCUCCUUUAUCUCACUCUUCGAUGAGACGUAUCAAUAUGUUGUUGCCGAAGCGACCCCGGCACUACCCCUCGUCCCCAGAAUACCGCAUGAAGACCUCUUAUUCUGUGGCGAUGCUUUCCCUCGUUGUUACGGAGCAUGCGAGAGUGCUCUGUUCCAACCAAAUGAGACACGCGGCGGCUCCAGUGGUGGUCUUUCCGACAUUCCCGUUGUCGUCGUCCCCAAUCUCGGGGUCGAUGCGCAUCUCAAUAUUCACUCAAAACCCUGUGUCAUUGGCGACACAAAGAAGCCAAGGCGCUUCUAUGCGUCAGCUCCUAUCCAGACCGCCAAGGGAAUCAACAUUGGUAUCGUUUGUGUCAUGAAUCCUCAGCCCAUUGACAAUUGGUCCGAGGCUCAAAGCCGAAUAUUGCGAAAUAUAUCGUCCUCCAUUAUGCGCUACCUCGAAGGGAAUCGGACCAGUGCUCAUUUUCGUAGCGAACGGAUGAACAAGGGAAUCUCUGCUUUCAUGGAGGAGAGCUUCAGCCUGGCUGGAAGCCACUUGAGCCCCAAGGCUGCUGAUCUGGCGAAUCCAUUUUUGCCUGGCGAAGCUUUCGAUAGUGUCUUGGACGAACCCCGUGGCAGACAGAGUGCUCCUUCGCUAUCCCGAACCCCCUCUUCAUCGGACUCGGACGGCACUCAACCAACGCCAAUUUCCGAGUCUGACGGCAGCCAAAGUACGGGCUCUGUGGCACCGGUGGCAAAGCCGGGGAGCCCAGCCCCGACGAGUCAGCCCGCCGCCAUCUCGGCCUCCGAGGCUCAGUCGGGGCCAUCGUGCAAGACCACAAACAAUCUCAUCUUUUCCAACGCGGCUGAGAAGAUUCGUCAAGCCACGGACACGGAAGGAUGUCUCUUUCUCGAUGCUGCUCCUGCGAGUUUUGGUGCUCUCAGAAGCCCCCUGAUUGAGGAUCCAGUCAGGCCGGUGCUGGAUGGAUCCUCCGCCAGCAGCGACGACGGUACAGACUCGUCUUCUGGUUCUACAAAACGGCUGCCGGCUCGCGUUCUUGGGUUCUCGACCUCCGAAGGUGAUGGAGUUGAUGGGUAUGAGCACAUUACACGCCAUGCAGCUGUGGCGGAGAAGCUCCUCGGAAACCUUGUCAGACGCUACCCCAAGGGCAAGUUGUUCACCUUCCAUGCGGCAUACGACCUCAAUCCCACCGACUCGUCGGAGGAGGAACGACUAAGACACCUCUCGACACUCCAAGACAGCUUGUGUCCGGAUCGCAGCUUGCUGGGGCGUCAGCGCCAGAGACCCCAUGUCAAGGCCUGGGCGAGGCAAAAUGAAGGCAGAGACAUUCUGCGCAUCUUCCCAGGGGCUCGCAGCGUCGCCUUUGUGCCUGUUUGGGACCCGAGGAAGAACCGCUGGUUCGCUGGCGGGUUUAUCUACAGCCGCCAGCCAACGCGCACCUUCACAGUAGAGGGAGAGCUUAGCUAUCUGCGCGUCUUCAGUAUCCUGGCCGUGUCGGAAUCCUUGCGUAGCGAGCUCAUACUGGACGAGAAGUCCAAGUUUGACGCUUUGAGCUGCAUGUCUCACGAGUUGCGAUCGCCGCUUCAUGGGAUCAUUCUCGGCGUCGAGCUUCUUACCGACACCGACCUGAGUGCUGACCAGAGGGACAUAGUCCAUACUCUCGAGGCAUGCGGGAGAACUCUCGGCGAUACUUUCGAUCAUCUUCUCGACUACGCCAAGGUCAACAAUUUCCAAACCACAAGAAGACCAGUCCAUAGAGGCAUUCGACAAGGCAAGCCGCAGUCUCUCGAGAUCGGCAUGAUGACGCUUAGAUCCAAUGUGCAGAUUGACCUGCUUGCUGAAGAGGUAAUGGACAGCAUAUUCGCCGGCUUCACCCUCCAGCACCUGUCUAUCGCUCGGCUCAAAACUCAAGACAGGACUCGAGAUCCCAAUGUCACCGCCGAUCUAUAUCUCGACAGUUUGAGGGCAAAGGAGGAUCUCAGUCUUAACCAAUCUACCCAAGUCGCCGGAGUCGCCUUCAACGAUGUCUUGGUUGUGUUCGAUGUCGACCCCGAGUGUCUUUGGGUUUUUGACACCCAACCUGGCGCGAUCCGCCGAAUAAUCAUGAACCUCUUUGGCAACGCUUUGAAAUACACGCAGCGCGGAAUCAUCAAAGUAGCUCUCAGUCAGAGAGCUCCCAAGAGAGAGGGCGCCAACCGGGAGCGACAAGUAACCAUCACUGUUUCCGACACUGGCUCUGGAAUUGGCGAGGACUUCUUGCAGCAUCAGUUGUUUAGACCCUUUUCACAAGAGAAUUCGCUAGCUCCCGGAACUGGCCUUGGGCUCAGUCUGGUCAAGCAGAUGGCCUCCAAGCUUCGAGGUCGCAUGUCGGUGCAGAGCCAAGUUGGUAGUGGAACAUCGAUCAGUGUGACACUACCGCUCUCCGUGCCCCCAAACGUUUCUACCAACGAAAAGCAUCCGGCUGUAGAUGACUCUUUUCAUCAGCAGCGAAUGGAGCUUUCGGGGUUGCGUAUUCGCUUGCUUGGCUUCGACUGCGUCACGACAUUAGUCAAUGGCGAGAAACACGACAGCCAUGCAAAGAUUGGGGACAUGUGCCGCAACUGGCUAGGGUUGGAAGUGCUCCCGAAGACCCCGGAGGCACACCAUGCCGUCCCUGACUUUGUACUGGCGUCAGAAGAUGCCUUGGAAGAAUGGUCAACGGACCCGACUCUUUCCAUGCUGCCAUGUGUAGUUGUGUCGGCCAAUGCGCUGGUCGCCUACCAACGUUCCAAACAACGGGACGAAUACACAGGAAUCACGGAAUUCAUUUCACAACCCAUUGGGCCCCGAAAACUCGCCAAAGUGGUCUUGCGGGCCUUUGAUCGAUGGUCAGCACUGCAAGCAGGGAGGAUGAGCCCCGGAGUGGAACCGUCAACUUCAGAGAUAUCCCAGGCCAUCAUCGAGCCCAAGAUAGACCACCAUGGGCCGGAAACUCAGCCGACGAGCGCCUUAACGAUACGGUCCUCGGCCUCAGACGACUCGGGCAUUCAGGCACAGCCAAUGCUGCAAGGCAAACCUGCGCCGCGACCGAAGAUUUCGAAGACGCCUUCCAUCCAGAAUGUGGCUGUUCAGUUUCUACUGGUUGAGGACAACCCUAUCAACCUCAAGAUAUUGUCCACCUACAUGAGAAAGCUUGGGUUGGGGUUUAACACGGCUAUCAACGGGCAGCAGGCCGUUGAAGCCUACAAGCGGAAUCCCUCCGAGUGCAGGUAUAUCCUCACCGACGUUUCCAUGCCAGUCAUGGACGGCUUUGAGGCAACGAGACAUAUCAGGGCAUACGAGAAAGCAUCAGAUCUGGCACCGGCGACUAUUAUUGCGCUGACGGGAUUGGCAUCGAGCGCAUCUCAGAACGAGGCGUUUGGGAGCGGGAUGGAUUUGUUUCUCACGAAGCCAGUCAAGCUCAAGGAGCUGGGAGCUAUCUUGAACUCACUCUAG